CUAGUGAGCUGCGCGUGAGAGGUGUCGGGGCGCGAGCUGUGAUCCGCGCCGCGGGCAGCUGUGACACGUGACCGGGGUCAUGACCUCGCUGUCGGGCGUCGGGCCCCCCUCCGUGAUCGUACAUAGCCACAGCGCCGCCAGUUCUCAGAACGUGAUCAGCUCCACGCAGCAGCCCUCCUCGACUGUUGGUGAGAUAGACCUGCACCAAUCAACGUCCAUAUCCCAGAUCGACUCAUCGACAACCAACCAGCUGUGUGGUAUCUGCAACGAUAAAGCAACCGGCAAGCACUACAAUGCCAUCUCGUGCGAUGGCUGUAAGGGGUUCUUCCGUCGAUCCGUCAGGAAAAAUCAGAAGUAUAACUGCAGGUACGAGAGGAACUGUUUGGUCGACAAGGAAAAGAGAAAUCACUGCCGAUACUGCAGGCUCCGGAAGUGCUUCCGCGCUGGCAUGAGAAAAGAAGCCGUGCAGAAUGAGCGGGACAGGAUCAGCGUGCGUCGCGCAAGCCUCGAGGACAACUCGGGCAGCUCGCUGUCGGUGCAGAUCCUGCUGAACGCGGAGGUCAUAUCGCGGCAGAUCGACUCCAGCUGGGAUGGCUGUCGUGAGAUGGACAUCAGCGAUAAGCAGAUGGCGACGCAAGAGGACGUGUGUGAGUCGAUGCGGCAGCAGCUGCUCGCUGUUGUGGAGUGGGCCAAGUGCAUUCCGGCUUUCAUGGAUCUGACGCUGGACGACCAGAUCGCCCUGCUGCGGGCCCACGGCGGCGAGCACCUGUUGCUGGGCGCGUCCUGGAGGUCGCUCCAUCUCAACGGUUACGUGCUGCUGGGCAACAAGAGCGUCGUCACCCGCGGGUCGCCAGAUGCCGCUAUCAACAAGAUUGGCGGCCGUCUCAUGGACGAGGUCAUCAAACCUAUGCGUGACAUGCAAGUGGACGAGACGGAGUACGCGGCGCUCAAGGCAAUAGUCUUCUUCGAUCCAGCGGUCAGCCGGGGGUCGGCGGGCGACUGGUGCCGCGUCGAGCAGUGCCGCUACACCAUCCAGCUCAACCUGGAGGACUACAUCACCGACCGGCAGUACAGCCAGCGCGGCCGGUUCGGCGCCAUGCUGCUCAUCCUGCCCAGUCUGCAGUCAAUCGCCCGGGAGAUGGUGGAGCAGGUGCAGCUGCUCAAGAUGUUUGGCACGACCAAGGUGGAUAACCUGCUGGUGGAGAUGCUGCUCGUCGGUAGCGUUGCUGGAGAGAUGGGGGCCGCGGACGGCCCGCCGCCGCCGCCGCCUCCUCACCCGCCGCCACCCCCGCAGUCCACGCCGCUCGUCUACUCGCCUCACUCGGCCGGCCUACUUCUGCCGCCGCCUCCGCCGGCGCCGCCGGGCUAUUCCCUGCCGUACCAGCUGCCGCAGGUGAUCCAGCGCUGCGACUACGCCGCCUACAAGCGGCCGGCCGCCGUCUUCAAGGAGGAGGCGUCGCUCGAGGCGAGCUCGCAGCGCGCCUACAGCAGCUGA
Molecule: messenger RNA, 1495 nt
Organism: Pollicipes pollicipes
Lineage: Eukaryota; Metazoa; Arthropoda; Thecostraca; Pollicipedomorpha; Pollicipedidae
Product: hepatocyte nuclear factor 4-gamma
Exons: 11
Coding region: 80-1495 (471 amino acids)
Biological process (GO): regulation of DNA-templated transcription
Cellular component (GO): nucleus
Molecular function (GO): RNA polymerase II cis-regulatory region sequence-specific DNA binding; zinc ion binding; nuclear steroid receptor activity
Source: RefSeq, a predicted model, not a curated record